AUGACGACGCCGCUCGUCUUACUCCCUGGCGAAGAGGUGCCGUCCGACCAAUUGCCUCCAAGCAAAAACAACAAUCCUCUCAAACUGGGUCCCGGACUCCGGCUACUAUCGCAGCCUUCCACAUCAGCGGCGGCCGGCCAUGUCCUCACAGCAACACAAGCCGGUCUAUUGACGACCGAUGCCAAACGAAAUACCGUAUCCCUUCUCUCAUUCUCCAAUCGCCGCUACAUCCCGACCCCCAAUGACCUCAUCAUCGCGCAGAUCCACCAUUCCAGCGCCGACUACUUCCACUGCAUGGUGACUCCACAUACGGCGCAUGCCCUGCUGGGCCAGCUGUCCUUUGAGGGCGCAACGAAGAAAACAAGACCGAUGCUGAAGCAGGGCGAGCUGGUCUAUGCGCGGGUCUUGUCUGUCGGAAUCGGUGCCGGCGCCGAGGUCGAGCUCACCUGCGUUAAUCCCGCCACGGGCAAGGCAGAACCCGGUGGUCUGGGCCCGCUGGUGGGGGGUAUGGUGUUUGAUGUUUCUACGGGUAUGGCAGCGCGGUUAAUCCGAGCCAGCUCGGCCUCGCCGGACCAGACGGACGCCGUCGAGGGACUGGUUGUCCUGUCUGAACUGGACAAGAAGUUGGAGAGCGUGGGAGGAUUUGAGAUUGCGGUCGGGCGGAAUGGGAAGGUCUGGGUGGAUUGCUCGAAUGCUGGAGACAGUGCCGUCCAGGUGACGGUGGCCAUUGGGCGAUGUCUGCAGCAGACGGACGAGGGCGCCCUGAGCACAUCGGAGCAGAAGAAGCUGGUGUCGAGGAUUCUGCGCGAGAUGAAGAUCGGGUGA
Messenger RNA from Penicillium lagena, 825 nucleotides. RefSeq names its product exosome non-catalytic core subunit RRP40. Bases 1 to 825 code for a protein of 274 amino acids. Gene Ontology annotation, molecular function: RNA binding. Gene Ontology annotation, cellular component: cytoplasmic exosome (RNase complex); nuclear exosome (RNase complex). The record is from RefSeq and is a predicted model, not a curated record. Lineage: Eukaryota; Fungi; Ascomycota; Eurotiomycetes; Eurotiales; Aspergillaceae. Gene Ontology annotation, biological process: poly(A)-dependent snoRNA 3'-end processing; TRAMP-dependent tRNA surveillance pathway; nuclear polyadenylation-dependent rRNA catabolic process. The transcript has a single exon.